Molecule: messenger RNA, 4420 nt
Organism: Mirounga angustirostris (Northern elephant seal)
Lineage: Eukaryota; Metazoa; Chordata; Mammalia; Carnivora; Phocidae
Gene: TBX4
Product: T-box transcription factor 4
Exons: 8
Coding region: 2687-4345 (552 amino acids)
Biological process (GO): regulation of transcription by RNA polymerase II; cell fate specification; angiogenesis
Cellular component (GO): nucleus
Molecular function (GO): RNA polymerase II cis-regulatory region sequence-specific DNA binding; DNA-binding transcription factor activity, RNA polymerase II-specific
Source: RefSeq, a predicted model, not a curated record
UACUGUGGACAAUUCUAACAAAACAAAUGACUAACAAGAAGUAUUAUAAGGAUGUGAAGAAAAUUAACAUCAAUAUUGAGAACAAUAAUAUUACAAGUAAUGGUAAAUAACAAGUUAUUGAAACUGUGACAAAAUACAGAGACCGAGGAGCCAGCAAUGGAAGCAUUUUAGGGGUACAGAAUAAAAAUUAAAAUAACAAUAGAUUAUAAUGACCUAUUGGAAUACGAUAUCUAAUAAUUACCUAUUAGUAACAGUAUCACUAAGGUACCAGGAGGCCCUAGAAUGAUGGAGCAGUGGCAGGAAAGUAACAACAUAUUUAAUAAUGAUGAAUUAACAAAUCAAACCAGUACUUUAAUUUUACAGUAUUAAAAAUUAAAAGUACUAAUAAUUUAUGUGCUAGGAUAUCCUUAAUGUCAUUGAACUGAACAGAAUACUGCUCUGAUAAUAGAGAUAAUUAAAAUAUUUAAAAUAAUACAAAAUGUUAAUUUCCCCCAGUGCGAGAAAAAUACCACCAGUAAUCUAGAGUGAAAAGUAAAAUGCUCUUCUUAGAAAACGAGUUGGCUGAAAGCGACGGACCGAGCGAAAGGGCGCCCAGCCUGCGGGCCGCGUCCACGGAGGGGUCCGCGAGAGGGGCGAGCGCGGAGGCUGCGGGCCGCGCGGGCCGCGGGCUCCAGCUGGUGCGGAACCCGGCUGUGCCGUUCGCGCCGGGGCUCCAGGUCCGAGGGGAACCAUGGGGGCGGCCACUCUGGGCCAGCCGGGAGGGAAGAAAAGGAAACUAGCGGGGAGCUCCAGCCAGGGCGAGGGCCAGCUGUCGCGAUGUCGGGAUGUGUCUCCGGGGCCGAGAGAAAAGGAAGAAGCGAAGGAGAGCACCACGCACGCCGCCCUCGUCUCGGAUCGGAGCCGUGGGACUGGCGUCAGUGGAUGCCGGCCGCGGCCGUGCUCCGUGCACAGGACUGAGAGCGCCGGGCGUGAGUCAGACUGCGGCCCUGCAUGGCUCCUGGUGUGACAAGUGCCCCGUAGAGGACCCAGUGGCCAAGACAGCAUUGCGCCAGGCGGCGCGUCCUCCCGGCCCCGCGGUCCGCCGCACCUGGGACCAGCCGAUCGCGGCGGCCCAUCCCGCUGGCCCUAGAUACAGUUGGAACCAGCGUGUUGGGCCAGAGCGUGCAACUCCCCUCGUCGAGCAGUGUCCCCUUGGCCGGGGGGGGCUCCGGGUUUCCUAGGCCUGGCUCGGAACCCGCAUGUGGCCCAAGGCGGGUACAGGCGCUAGCCAUGCCGGGCAAGACUUGUUUCCUGCUGCCUGUGGCUGGAGGCCUGGGAGGGCUGUCAGCUUUAUCUUUAUGGGCUUUUCCCAGCCCCAACUCGCCCAGGCCCCUUUUUAUCUCCCUGGGUUGCACUUGGCUUGUUUACUUUGUGAGGCCCUGGGAGCCAAUGUCUAGGACCUGGGAUGGGGAGGCCAGUGGGCAGGAUGGUCAGAGGCCUGGGCCUUGGGAUGCUCAGGGAGACCCAGGAGAGAAAAGAAAGAAGACAGGAAGAGAGGCAGCCAGGCACAUAGAAAGACCCACCAGGUGCCAAAGAAGGGAGAAGAGCAGGGAGGUGGAAAGGAGAAGCAGAGAUAAUGCAGGGGUGCAUCCAUGAUGGAGGCAGGAAAGGCAGGUCCUGCUGCCUGGGCUCUCAGCCUGAUAUCUCAGUACCAACUUCUAGAAGGGAGCAGGCACUUGGGGCAGGCUGGUGAAUAGUUUUGGACACUUGCGGAAGGACGGCUGUGCCUGGGAGCAGGACUAGGUUGUGCCUGUGACCUGGACCCACCCAACAGGCCUGGUCCUUAGCUAGGAAGGGUCUCAGUCCUUUGCCCCAAAGCAGAGCCCUUUGGAGCUAAAGUGUGACUGAGUGAGCCAGCGAAUGUGAAUGUGUGGGCAAGGCUGUGAGGCCCCUGGCUGAGUUCAAGGCCUGAAUCAGAGCUGCCCUAGGAGAGUGUGGCUGCUUGAGUGACUAGAAAGCUCUGUGUGGGUGCUUGUGUCUGGGUGUGAGGCUGUGUGUGCCUGUGUGAGGGACCCAGAAGCUGUCUGUGGGAGUGGGAAUGUGCAGGAGUGAAAGCCUUUGGUUCAGGAAGGCUUUACCUGACUGCUGUCUAAGGGAGUGGGUUAGGGCAGAUGGGUGAGCAAGGGCCUGAGGGACUGCCCAGCCCUAGGCUCUUUCUGCAGGUGUGGAGCCCCAGGAGCUUGGGCCCUGCCCUCCUGGCCCGGCCGUCCUCUGGUGCCUACCCAGGAAGUGUCCUGGCUGCCCUGACCCAAGAGUGGGCCUGGACCCCAGUUAUUAGGAAACAGCGAAAAGAGACCCAGGCCUCAGGCUCCACUGGAGCCGAGCAGGAGGGAGGGACUGGGGGUGCAGCUGGGGCAAUGCCGAGAGGGCGGUCCUUCCCCCAGGCCUGCUCAUCACACAGCCCCACACCCAGGAGCAGGCAGACCUUGAACCGCACACAGACCCUCCCAGGUUCAGAACCCAGAGGGAGGAGGCCACGGUCCUACCCUCCGCAUUUUCUCCCUCCCGCAGCUCAGAAGGGGGCGGUGUCCACGUGCGCCUUUCCCUCCCGGGCCCGAAGUCCCCCGGCCGGGCUGGAGCGGGCUGUGGGGCCUCUGGCGAGUGUGGACCCGGGCAUGUGACUCGGUGUGUGCUGUGCCCGCAGGAGAUGCUGCAGGAUAAGGGCCUGUCGGAGAGCGAGGAGGCCUUCCGGGCCCCGGGCUCGGCGCUGGGCGAGGCCAGCGCUUCCAACGCCGCCAACGCCCCCGAGCCCGCGCUGGCUGCGCCGGGCCUCAGCGGAGCCGCGCUCGGCAGCCCCCCGGGCCCCGGCGCCGACGCCGCCACCGCCGCCGCCGCCGCGGAGCAGACCAUCGAGAACAUCAAGGUGGGCCUGCAUGAGAAGGAGCUCUGGAAGAAGUUCCACGAGGCAGGCACCGAGAUGAUCAUCACCAAGGCGGGCAGGAGGAUGUUCCCCAGCUACAAGGUAAAAGUCACAGGCAUGAACCCCAAGACCAAAUAUAUCCUGCUGAUUGACAUCGUCCCUGCAGAUGACCACCGCUACAAAUUCUGUGACAACAAAUGGAUGGUGGCAGGGAAGGCUGAGCCGGCCAUGCCAGGAAGGCUCUAUGUCCACCCCGAUUCUCCUGCCACUGGGGCCCACUGGAUGCGGCAGCUGGUCUCCUUCCAGAAGCUGAAGCUCACAAACAACCACCUGGACCCCUUCGGCCAUAUCAUCCUCAACUCCAUGCACAAGUACCAGCCACGGCUACACAUCGUGAAGGCUGAUGAGAACAACGCUUUCGGCUCCAAAAACACAGCCUUCUGCACCCAUGUGUUCCCAGAGACUUCCUUCAUCUCUGUGACCUCCUACCAGAAUCACAAGAUCACACAGCUGAAGAUUGAGAACAACCCUUUUGCCAAGGGAUUCCGGGGCAGUGACGAUAGUGACCUGCGUGUGGCCCGGUUGCAGAGCAAAGAAUAUCCUGUGAUCUCCAAAAGCAUCGUGAGGCAGAGGCUCGUCUCCACCCAGCUCUCCGCCAAGCCUGACGUCAGCCCCCUGCAUGGUGCCCACCAGACGCUCCAGCACUACCAGUAUGAGAAUGGGGCUCACGUGCAGUUUGCUGCAGCUGAGCCACAGGACCUUCCCCUCAACACCUUCCCGGCACAGAGGGACUCAAGCCUCUUCUAUCACUGCCUGAAAAGACGAGCAGACAGUGCCCGCCAUCUGGACCUACCUUGCAAGCGAUCCUAUCUGGAAGCUCCCCCUGCAGUGGGAGAGGAUCAUUAUUUCCGUUCUCCCCCUCCCUACGACCAGCAGAUGCUGAGCCCCUCCUACUGCAGUGAGGUGACCCCAAGAGAAGCCUGUAUGUACUCAGGCUCGGGGCCCGAGAUUGCCGGGGUGUCUGGGGUGGACGACUUGCCCCCACCCCCCCUGAGCUGUAACAUGUGGACGUCAGUCUCCCCGUACACAAGCUACAGUGUUCAGACCAUGGAGACUGUGCCUUACCAGUCCUUCCCCGCCCACUUCACCGCCACCACUAUGAUGCCUCGGCUGCCCACUCUCUCGGCUCAGAGCUCCCAGCCGCCGGGGAACACGCACUUCAGCGUCUACAAUCAGCUCUCACAGGCUCAGGUCCGCGAGCGGGGGCCCGCCGCCUCCUUCCCGAGGGAGCGCGGCCUGCCCUCCGUGUGCGAGAGGAAGCCCCCCUCGCCACACCUGAAUGCUGCCAAUGAGUUUCUCUACUCUCAGAGCUUCUCCCUGUCCCGGGAGGCGUCCUUACAGUAUCAUUCAGGAAUGGGAACUGUGGAGAACUGGACUGACGGAUGACUCCCCUGUCCGGAGACAGCCCCAGGACCAUGUCAAUCCAGUGUUAACCUCUGUGGGUGGCCUGCACUACCGAGA